This is a messenger RNA of Alosa alosa (allis shad), 1751 nucleotides long. Its product is annotated as class II histocompatibility antigen, B-L beta chain-like. Gene Ontology annotation, biological process: immune response. Gene Ontology annotation, cellular component: external side of plasma membrane. The record is from RefSeq and is a predicted model, not a curated record. Bases 451 to 1449 code for a protein of 332 amino acids. The transcript has 6 exons. NCBI's taxonomy places the organism in Eukaryota, Metazoa, Chordata, Actinopteri, Clupeiformes, Clupeidae.
UUGUCUUUAUACAAUAUAUUUAACUGGUCUAGACAUGGUGUGGUCUAUUGGGUUUCUCGUCAUUUCAACAUACAGCUUUAAAGAACAAAUAUUGAUAACAUUUUAGGAUCAGCGCCAUAGGAUUCCCACGGUAGCCAGCGUCUGUGACGACACCUGAGCUUAUUAAAAUGGCGCCCAUAGAGUCAUAGAACGUACUUCAACAUAUCCAACGUAUUUUCCAGCCAGUAGACUAAUCCAUCUUGCGCGUAGCGCUCUAGAAUCUUUGGUUUCAACGGCACAUGAACGGUUAGACCGAGAAUUCUCGUCAUGAAAUUAAAAUUCCACUGGAGCUCUAAGCGGUUGUGUAUACAGCCUUACAACACUGUUUACAGCUCUUAGAGUCACGGUAUCCAUUCUCUUCAUGCUCAUGGCUUGGCCAGUCUGGGAACUUCAUCUCCCAAGAGCAUUAAUAUGUUAAUAUUAGACGACAUUGUGGUCUACUAUUAUAGUCCUCUUAAGGAAACCCCAAUGCCGAAAUGGCUGAAGAGUUCAGAUGGUGUUUUGUUGUGGGAGGAGAUCCAGUGGGAUUUUCAACAUAACCGCCUUGUCCUUGAUAAGGCUGUUAAUCUUACAAGUAAACACUUCAGCAAUACACAUGCCCACUUCUAUCAAGCUUAUUCUCAGUGUGAGUUUAAUCCAGAGGAUGAGUACAUGUCAGCAGCUGUUAGCCAUGGUUACAACGGUAAAGAUUUUGUAAGUUUUGAUGUUAAAUCAAGAACAUGGGUAGCUGCAGUACCUGAAGCAUGGUUCUAUAAAAGGAAAAGAGAGGAGAAGUCUGAGGAUCUUCUGGGAAUGAUCCACAGCUAUGAAUACAGGUGUUUCAGGUGGUUGAAGAAGCUGCUAAAUUUCAGCCAUGAAGAGCGUAAAGAGAAAGUUCCUAAUGUUGAACUGGUUGAAAAGUCUUCCCCUGGUACAUCUAAUCUCAAGGUCACAUGUCACGUGACUGGAUUUUAUCCUCGGGAGGUGCAUGUGGAGUGGCUGGAUGAGAGGGGGCACAAAUUGGUAGAUGGAGUGAUCAGUGAGGAAGUGUUGCCCAAUGGAGAUGGCACGUACCAGGUUAGGCGCACUCUGAAAGUUCCAGAUGAAGCCCCAUGGUCCCAAAUCUACAGGUGUCAGGUCGUACACAGCAGUGUGACUGGGAACAUCACUGUGGUAUGGGACCGUAAGAGGAGCUUCACAGCCCUGAUAGUGGGAUGCUCCAUUGGCUUAAUUAUAGUGACUGUGCUGAUUCUUGUAAUAGUAAGAAGACGACAAUGCCAACAAAAGCCGACAAAGCCAAACACUCCACGCUCCAGAGAUGCAUACAUGAGAACGACGACGGAUUUGAACUUGCCAUCUGAACAGAGCACGGAGCAAGAAAGAUUCAGUCCACAAUGCAUUCCUGAUACUCAGUACACAAUGCAUUCAUGAUAUUCAGUACACAAUGCAUUCAGGAUACUCAGUACACAAUGCAUUCAGGAUACUCAGUACACAAUGCAUUCAUGAUAUUCAGUACACAAUGCAUUGAUGAUACUCAGCCACCCUCUAGAAAAUGAACUGUUGCUGCACCCUUUCAUUUUCUUUUUGUGCUGGCAUACCUCCAUCUACAUCCAUUUCAAAGCUUUACUCACAUGCCCUUUUUGUACGAUAUGUGAGGUAGUUGUUUUUACAGUUUUUUUCAACUGCUUACACACUAAAUCUUUGCUUGUCACACAAUUUUCUAAACAUGUCCU